AUGUGCUUCGAUUAUCGCGGGUCGUGGGACUCAGUCAUGGGUGAGCACUCGGCUCUGUAUGACCCUACUAGCAAUAUUAGCACUAAGUAUGGAAUCGAGUCAUGGAUUCAAGCCGGGGUACCACCCAAAAAGGUCGUCAUGGGACUACCAUUGUAUGGCAGGACAUGGAAGCUCCAAGACCCGAAUGUUAAUGGAAUCGGAGCACCCGUCGUGGGUGUUGGGCCUGGGGAUGGCAUAUUGAUUUAUUCUCAAGUGGUGGAUUAUAACAGUGAGAAUAAUGCCACUGUUAAGUUUGAUGAACAAACUGUUUCCUUUUAUUCUUAUGCUGGAGAUUCAUGGAUCGGGUAUGAUGAUGUCGAAUCCCUGAAGCUGAAGACCCGGUUUGCCCGGUCACGGAAUUUGGGUGGAUAUUUUUUCUGGGCUCUUGGCCAAGACAAUAACUGGACCCUCUCAAGAGAAG
Messenger RNA from Ilex paraguariensis (yerba mate), 460 nucleotides. The record is from the annotation of a GenBank genome assembly. NCBI's taxonomy places the organism in Eukaryota, Viridiplantae, Streptophyta, Magnoliopsida, Aquifoliales, Aquifoliaceae.